GUCAGAAUGAUCCUGGAAAUAAAGAGAUGUCAUGACGGCACAUCCUGAUGUGCUUCGACAGGAGGUAAAUGUUGAGUAAAUUGGAUUGGAGUGAUCAGUUUUCCAUCCCUGUGUGAGUUGUACUGAGAUGUGAUAUGAGGUCUUGAAGUUAAAGGUAACGCUCUUAUUCAAAGUGGUGAAAGUAUCAAACUGCGGUCGCUUACAAUGAAUGAGAAAUGAUGUUUAAUCUGAGUACUACAAUUGAGAAGAAAUAACAAUGACAUUUUAAAAUAUUUUUCCUAACAAGAGGAUCAAAAUGAAGUUUGAUAGUUUUAGAAAUAUACUUUCUGUCUAGGGCUGGGCGAAAAAACGAAAAUUUACUGGUACCAAAAUUUACAACAAUAACUGACGCCAUUUUACCCAUGUCAAUAAAUUUGGUGUCAAAAAAAUACAUAAAUAAAAGUGGGCUUUGGAUGUGUGUAGGUAGGCUAUGGUGUCAUGUCCUUUUAAGGCGCUGUUCUACGUCAGAGAUGUGACUCCACCCCAUCCAGUCUGUAACAAAGAGGGAAAGACAGGUGAGGAGAUGGAGGACGGUUCAAAAAUUGUAGCGGCUGAAGUAGACAAAGUUAAUGUGGGAGGGGGUGAGCAGCUUGUGGAGUAGUUAUCGUCCAUUUAUCGUUAUCGAGGUGAACUGCUCAAUAUAUUGUGAUAUUUAUUUGAGGUCAUAUCGCCCAGCCCUAUUUCUGGCUGCCAAAGAUGUGGAAAAAAAGGGUGAUAUGGAAAAUUAUUUAAAUAGGCACAUUAUUUAUCAUUCCAAAUAUCUGUAUUUGAAGCCAGCAUACAGUUACCCUGCCGCUUUAAUAUUUUGUCCCACUUCUAAUAUAUGAUGUUUAAUUUGUUCAAGAGCAUGAAAACAGGAAGUUAGUGUCUGACAUACAGCCGAGAAUAAUCACACACUAAAGUAGCCAUGCCUGAAAAUAUAACACCUACAUGCUGCUGUCAGACCAAACCUGAUGAGUAUUUCCUGAGCAGCGACACAAAAAUGCAACAAACAGGCUGCAAUUAUUUUUGCAUUAGGUUGGGCACACAGGGACUAAACAUGCAAGAUAAACAUGUUAAUUUUUAAUGCCAAGCUAGCCUAACGGGCUGCUGACAAUCACAUUUCAUCCAUGGAGACGAUCGUUUUAAUGUUCUCUUGGCGAGGAAAUGAAUCAGGGAAUUUCCCAAAUGGCACAGCUAUUCCUCUAAGUGACCAUAUCGGCACUUACCGAUCAAAUGGCCCUAACAGACUAAAAGACCUGCCCUGUUUGUCAGUGGAGCAUUUAGACCAGGACGGAUGCAUUUCAACAUAUCAAAGAGGUAAUAAAAGCUGGGUUUGGCAACAUGGUGUGAUCUGGGAUAGGAAAUCAGCGUUUGGGAUGCACAAUGUUAGAUUUUUGCUGAUAUCUUCAACGCUGAUAUUUUUUAACUUACUUUGGCCUAUACCAGCACCAAUCAGCAGUCGUGGUAGAAGUUCCCUGUUACUUUAACUUUGAAAGUUAAUUCGUUCUUACUUUAAAAAAGCUCUUGUUGCUGUUCACAAUGACUGCUUCUGGGAUGCACAAUCAAAAUGUCAACGUUUAAGAACUGUUGUUUUUCUGCCAGUUUAAGACACUUUUAUACAGCCGUCAUGUUACAGCCUACUGUUGGCACAUGGAAGUUGAACAUAGCUGGAGAAAAUUUGAUAUCUGUCGGUAACUUUCAAAUCUUUAUCAGUCUAUAUACUAGGGGUGGGCGAUAAAUUACCAUUCAAGAUAUACCAACAGAAAAAUCCUCCAUGAUAAAUAUUUGCCAUCUCAUGAUAAAUACGAUCAAUCCAAGUUGAUGACAUAAGCGUGAGCGACGGACUCGCAGCCAUCGCCCACACAGAGCGGAAUAACAAACAAACAUGGCCGACGUUUCUGAGCAGCUGGUUACUAAACGAGGCUCCACAUGAGGGAUUUCCUUCAAGAUUGGGGCUUAGACGAGUGCAAUCAGGUAUGCCUGACAUUGGCGAGUGGAUCUGCUGCGGCUGUUCACUCUGUGCAAUAAAAGUUUUCAAUAAAUGUUGAAAAUGUUUUCACAUUUGAGACUUAUUUGAUGUCAUUAGUUUUCUCCAUAACCUAACCCUCAAACUUGUAGUAAAGUAUCUUAUUUGAUUACACAACUGGUGUUCUAAAGACAACAUGAGUCAAAAAUAUUGAUUGGAAUUAGAAUAUUUUUCAUUGGGACUUAUCGUUAUCACCAGAAUGGCAAAUCUUAUUGUGAUAAAUUUUUUAGUCCAUAUCACCCAUCCCUACUAUAUACUAUAGUAUCAUACAUCCCUGUCAGCAGGAACUUAAAAUAAACUUUUGAACGUUUCACACCCAAAAAAGUGUCUCACACUUCGUCGCUGAUGGUGCAGGAAAAGACUCAGACUCAGCAUCACUUUCCUCGCAAAGUACACAAAUUUACUUCUCACUGCUCUUCUUUGAGAACCACGACAAUAAGUGAUGAUUACACAGGCAGGUAGGUGAGAUCCUCACAGGCCUGAAACUCCAGAGACAUCAGACCUUGUUGCCUUUGUUCCCCACAGCUUUUUGUUCUAUUGUUCCUCAUGAAGAUGUAAAGAAUAUUUCAACAAAAACAUAACAAACACCUCUAAAACAAUCGCCUACGGUAGCUUUAGACAGAGGGUUUUCUGAGCCUAAGUACCAGAGGCAGUAACCUCCUCUGCCCUCUCACUGUGCACACCACUGUGGAGAUAGAUAUUCACCGUGACUAAUGAUGAUUUUCAUUUUCACUGACAGACUGAUGGAGCGCUUACAGAUUCAAGCCGAACAAAAGAACAUUUCUUACAACUGGGAGGAAAUAUUCUGCAUGUCAUUUAAAAUACCGUUAAUUGAGGAUUACUGUUGUUGUCAUAAUAAUUAUAUUUGUGGUGUUAUCCCUGUGGAAUAAACACAGGAGAAAUAAUACCUCUGUCUGUGCUUCUACAUUAAAAAAACAACAAAACAAAAUAUCACUGCGUACCAUUCGUACUGAUUGCACUGUAUGCAUUAGCAUGCGUACAGAUCACACCCAUAUAUUAAGUGUUUCCUGCUGAUGGUGGCAGAUUUUUCUCAUGCUUAGUAUCAGGGGCUUAGGAGCGGUGGCGGUUCACAGUGGCAGUUAAAGUGUAAGCUGGUGUGUGUGAAUCUGAAUCGAACUCCCUUGUGACCAACAACAGACAGAGCUUUGUGUUCGGCCUCAGUGGGAAAGCUAACACAAAUACAAUUCAGGUAAAAGUGUCAAUGAAUCAGCCUUGGACUCUUCACGGUUUGUUUAUCACUCUAAUCUGCUCUAAUUUGCAAUUAUGUCCUGUAAAAUCGCCCGUGGGAGUUUGCUUUAUAGUUCCGUAUUGGGGUUAAAUACUUCAGUAAAGCAAUUAAGAGAUCUUUUUUCUCCCAACAGGGUUCAGAUUACAUCUAUUAAAUCGAGGUGUCAAGGAUUUCAGCGGGAAGCAGGAGUUCACCCCCGCUGCUUUUUUCUCUAAUUUCCCUCCAGCUUCGGCUCCAGCUCCCAUCCAGAUCUAACGCUGCUUUCAUGUUUGACCCACUUUUACAAGACAGAGCCAAUGACAAAAAGAGAAGAGAGAGAGAAAGAGAGAGAGGCAGGAGGAAAAAAUGAUGAAAAAGAGACACAAGUGGAAGAGAGCGGGAGAGAGUUUGAGGUAGAAGGAGAGGAAGAUGUACAAAGUGUGGAGAGGAGGGAAAGCAGGAGGAGGAAUGAGUGGAGGAGUGUCGACGUAAAAGACAAUGACAAAGGUGUAAAGAGAGAGAGA
Xyrichtys novacula (pearly razorfish) is the source of this 3799-nucleotide messenger RNA. The record is from the annotation of a GenBank genome assembly. NCBI's taxonomy places the organism in Eukaryota, Metazoa, Chordata, Actinopteri, Labriformes, Labridae.